AGGAUAUGGGCUACUGCCUGAAGUGGUGUGGCCGCCCUCAAUGGUGCUUAUCACCGAUCUAUGCCGCCGGUAGCUUCAACACGGAAGAACUGGUGGAAGAUCCACUGUUUUACCUUUUUGUGAAGCCGCCUAUGAGCUCAUUUGAGCUUUCUCCUGGCUAUGGUUCUCGCAGCGAGAUCCCUGCAGCACGCUGCUCCUAUGCUGGCCACGUGGGUCCCUGCUUCGAGCCAGGUCGUUGCAAGUCGCACCCCUUCCUCCCGCGCAGCCGAGCCUUCGUGUUUGCUGAUGAUCUUCAGCGACCGGCAGCGUGGUUGGAGAAUGUCAAAGACUCCUACAUGGCACAGCUUCUCACCCACUGGGCUGAGCCUAAUGCGGUCGAUGUGGUGCUGUUGCUUCCACGGCCCGAGCUGGCCCGUUUCCCCAUUAGCGCUGCAACGCGCCACGAGCUGCAACGACUCCACGUGCAGCUGCAGGAGGUGGGAUGGAUCCGCCCGGAACUUGGACGUGGCAUUCCCAAAUGGGUUCCUUGAAGCCUUGAGAACGCGCCGUGGAAAUCGUGUAUCGCGGGACUGGUCGAUCCAAACGGCUGUGGGAGGUUAUGACAUGACAGGAACCGAGACUGAAAGUUCGAGAAUCCCGGAGAUUUCUCUCAAAACAAAAAGGUGAUAGGCUAUAUGGAAAGAGUGGGAACGUUCCAAGGCUGGACUGGAGUCUGGCUUCAGCGUUCUGUCUUCCUCGUCGACGAGUCAGACAGUCGACGACUCGGCACCGCUGAGUCGAUGAUAUCGGGGGCUGAGUCGACGAACCGUUUGGGAUCCAAACAUUGUUGCUGCCCGUUGGGUCGCUAGCUUGCCGGUGUCGGGUGCCACGCUCUGUCCGCUCAACUCGAUCUACUGUUUUUACAUGAUCAACGUCGAACUCAUCACGCUAAUUGUACUCCCAGUGGGUGUUUAGCUUAGAUGCCUUCCACUGCGGGCAUGAAGUGAAUAUGAUGAGUUUUCCUGUACUCGGUUCUUGAAAAAGCACAGUCAUGCACAGUCUCUGAAGAGAUCGCUUUAAAGAAACGAUCGCAGGAGAGUGUUCAUUUCGCAACUGGGCUGGACUUUCUGCCAAUUUGAUGUACUUUGAGCUACCAAGACGGCUCCUGGGAAGAACAAACAUCAUUGGAGUUAAAUCCUCCGAAUGAGGCCCAGGAGUUCUGGUGUGUGGACCGAGACUUCUUCAAGCUUCACGUCAUGGGAUUGGACUAUGAGGCCGUGAUCUUCUACGAUAGCGAUGUGUUUGUGGAUCCGAAGACCUUCGAAGACUUGGAGCAGCUCUUCAACUGCGCGCGCCAGGGCUACUUCCUCGCCACUGCCUUGCACGGUGGCUUCGAAGCGCUCACCGUGGCCUUUUUUGCACUGAAACCGUCGGUGCAGUUGCUCCAGGCGGUGCAACGCUUCUUGUUGA
This is a messenger RNA of Durusdinium trenchii, 1449 nucleotides long. The record is from the annotation of a GenBank genome assembly. Lineage: Eukaryota; Dinophyceae; Suessiales; Symbiodiniaceae.